AUGGCGGGAGCCAGAGCCCAGUUCACACAAAGCUGUGUGGUUCAUGGUGGAACAUUUGGAUAUUUUGGAGUGAAAUUAGAAGGCACUGGAGAGUUUGAAGCAGGGUUUUUCCCUUCCCUGGUGGCCCCCCUGUUGUGGCAAGGACGAGUGCUAAAGACUAUGCUCCUAGAAGGACCAGUGUUUCAAAGACUUGCUCCUGCAGUUUCUCUCUCCGCAAAAUCAGGAAAGAGUAACAAGGGACUGCCACCAAAUCCCAAAAAGCAAAGUCUACCAAAAGAUCCCACAGGAGCCACCAUGUCCACCGAGCCUUCUGACAACACCACCUACAAGAACCUCCAACAUCAUGACUACACCGGGUACACCUUCUUAGACCUGAACCUGAACCUCUCGAAGUUCAGGCUUCCUCGGCCCUCUUCCAGACAAGAGUCACCUCGCCACUGA
Pteropus alecto (black flying fox) is the source of this 441-nucleotide messenger RNA. RefSeq names its product NADH dehydrogenase [ubiquinone] flavoprotein 3, mitochondrial-like. Lineage: Eukaryota; Metazoa; Chordata; Mammalia; Chiroptera; Pteropodidae. The transcript is spliced from 2 exons. Gene Ontology annotation, cellular component: mitochondrion. The record is from RefSeq and is a predicted model, not a curated record. Bases 1 to 441 code for a protein of 146 amino acids. Gene Ontology annotation, biological process: mitochondrial ATP synthesis coupled electron transport.